Molecule: messenger RNA, 664 nt
Organism: Phanerochaete carnosa HHB-10118-sp
Lineage: Eukaryota; Fungi; Basidiomycota; Agaricomycetes; Polyporales; Phanerochaetaceae
Exons: 5
Coding region: 95-664 (189 amino acids)
Source: RefSeq, a predicted model, not a curated record
CAGUUAGAUACCAUUCAAGGUAGAGGACAAUUGGCUUGGACGCACUGAAAUUCCUGCACCGAAAUGCCCUCUAACCCUGUUUGACCCCCACUCGAUGAUUCAACCCCCAUCCUUCCGGGAUUCGUCGACCUUCACGCCCAGCACAGUCUUAAGCGGCCGUGCGCCCUCUUGUCAGCUGGGCCUGGCUUACCAGUGGACGCUAUCUUGUUUGCGGAGCCUCGACAAUGAGGUUGUCGUCAUCCUCGUCAACUGCGACUCGUCGCUGUAUCUCGCCUUGUUAGCGGGAAUGAUGAGAGCAGGCGUAGUGCCAUUCCCCAUGUCGCCUAGGAACUCUGCACCGGCUAUAGUCAAUAUGCUCAAGCGCACGUCCCGCCGCAGGAUUAUCUGCCAGCCCAUAAUCAUCGCUGAGUCCACGAAUCGUGAGGUUAUUUUGGGAGCGACGGCACUGCCCACGUGUCACCUCAUGGGCAUAUGCAUCCAGCUGUACUAUCCUCUCGUGAGCGGGCUCCCAGUAUGCUUGUUCACUCCCAAAGCGCCUGCAUCGCCUGUGUUUCCUACCCCGCGCAACACCAUCGAAGCGGCCGAGGCCGCCAAGUGUACGAAAUUCUUGACGGUCCCUGCGUUCGCCGAAGCGUGUGCGAAAUUGAAGGAUGACGUCGAAUAA